UCUCACUGUUAUGUUGUUGACUCGUACGGCUGGACAGCACGUAUCAUUUAACCAAACCGUUAAAAAAAUUAUAGUGACAAACACUUUUUCUCAAGAACGAAAAUUUAAAAAGUAAAAUGAAUAAUAAACAAAAAGUUUGCGCUCUUUCCAAAAUGUGAACUGUUUAGAAAAACGAAAGAGGUUGCAUGCUUUUUUACGGUUUCAGCGGGAAAAGUUCGGCUAAAAAGUUUUCUGAAAAAAGAGACAUUAAAAGACAGUCAAAAUGUAUCGAUUUAUAGUGUUUGCGGUUUUGUUUAGGAAUUGUCUAGCUGUGAUAUACUCGAUGAAUGAGACUGAAUACAACAGAAUGCCGCCACUGUUUGCGCUGGACGAUUAUUCGUCCUGCCUGGAGGGUGGCGGGGGACAUUAUUGCGUUGCUGACUUCGGUUUGGUCGGCCAUACCCCUCUGAUGCACAUGAUUAAGGAAUACUCAGAAUACCGGUUGAAACAUUACAAUCAUACUCAAAUACAUCGAGGGAUAUGUUUGACGAAAACCUGUCAAGAAUUCAGAAUAGAUCCCGUCUUUAAUAGUACAAGGAGCACAAGGAUGACCCUUGAGGCAUGCCUAAACGACACCAUUUACAGAGAAUACAAAUUGCAAGCGAAGGUAGAAAAUCUACGGUAUUGCAAAAGAUCGGAAGACAAAAGAACACUAGAUGGUUCUGACGUUGCAGUAGGCAUAGUUUAUUUAAUAAUAAUAGGUCUAAAUACCCUGGGGACCUUGUACGAUGAAUGUAGAAAGGAUAAGAAAUCAGGAAAUCCAUAUUUAUUAGCUUUUUCAUUACGCCGUAACUGGGCUAAAUUAGUAGCACCAAGCGGCAAAAAUCCAGAUCCGAGAAUGAGUAGAUUAAAAGUGUUUCAUGGGUUAAGGUCAAUGACAAUGAUCUGCGUUCUCUUCUCACACACGGUUCUUCUCAUAGCUUAUGCAUACAGUGAUAACCCAUUAUUUAUUGAAAGGGCAUACGAUGACCCACUGAAGCAGAUACUAUUCAACGGCAGCUUGGUGGUGCAUACUUUCUUUGUGACCUCAAGCUUUCUGAUGGCGUACAACUUACAAAUUGCCUCUGAAAAGAAAAACUUUUCGCUGAUGGCUUGGCCCCAAGGGAUAUUGAUGAGAUGGCUGAGACUGACGCCAGCAUACGCUUUAGUAUUGGCGACGAUAUCAACUUGGAUGCGGCAUUUAGGCACGGGUCCUCUAUGGGAUCUCGUGGUUGUCAGCGAAUCUAAUGCUUGCCGCCAAUAUUGGUGGGCGCAUCUCCUAUACAUCAACAACUAUGUGUACAAAGAUGCAUACUGCGCACCGCAAACAUGGUAUUUGGCAGCCGAUACGCAACUGUUCUGCCUAGGCUUGCUGCUCUGCUUAGCAUUCAAAACUUUGAAAUCUCGGCUAGCAGCCAUUGGCGUGGUGCUGUCAAUAGGCUUGAUCAUAGUCGCACUGCAUACUUACUUCGAAGACUUGGAUGCUGUGGUCCUUCAGAGCCCUGAAACGUAUCGUAACUUGUAUGCGACAGACAACACGUUCCGGCUGAGUUACAUCAGGGGACACACCAAUCUCUCCACUUACUGUUUGGGACUAACCGCCGGCUUCCUUACUUAUUACUGGCAGAACCAAAAGAAGCAAUACAACCAACGGAAGUACUUCCGCUACCUGAUAUGGUUCUGCGUACCAUUGGGCCUGAUUGUGAUCCUCACGGGCGGGUUCUUCUACAUGGACGGUUGGCAGCCGUCCUUAGGCGCGCGGAUUCUAUAUGCCGUCCUCUACAAGCCUGCGUUCCAGUUCCUCGUGUGCUGCGUCAUUUUCGGCGUCAUCUUCAAAGUUGAGACUUUGAUUCGCGGCAUCCUGGAGUGGCGGGGCUUCACGUGGAUGGGCCGCGUGUCGUACGGCACGUUCCUGCUUCACACGCUGUUUCAGCGCGGGUUUGUUGGCGGCCUGCCCCGGACCAUAUACCUCACCGAGUACUACGUAAUUUUGCUAUUGUCAGCAACGAUUUUCCUAUCAUUUGGUGGGGCAGCUUUGAUGUUCAUAAUGGUGGAAUCUCCAAUUGGAAGCAUCAUCAAGUUAGUGACCUCGGGCGGCAGGAAGAAGAAAACAGAAGGGGACGCCGAAAGGGCGUGAUUUAGACUCGUAAUAUGGAGAAGGCUCAAAGAUAUACUAAGUAUAAUAGGUUCUCAGAGAAGAAAGAGUGUAACACAUAUGUGUAGGUGUACGAAUAGAACAUUUUUUUAUGUAAACGUGUCUUGUGUGUGAUUAUAGACUAGGGUUAAUAAAUUAAUGAAAACAUU
This is a messenger RNA of Chilo suppressalis (striped riceborer), 2322 nucleotides long. Lineage: Eukaryota; Metazoa; Arthropoda; Insecta; Lepidoptera; Crambidae. The record is from the annotation of a GenBank genome assembly.